AUGAUUCUAGAUUCCACCUUGCAUCCUGAAGCCCAAUGUGUGUUUAACAGUUUCGUUUGGGGCACUCAAAUGAGAUAUGGGCUCACUGAGAAAGAGGUGAAGGGAGUUCUUCAGUUAGUUAGUGAUAAGUUUGUCCAGGACUUCAGCCUUGCUUGUCAAGCCAGUGGUAAAGAUCAGUGCCAACUUGCUGCCCAGCUUGAGGAGGUUCACAUGUCUGCAAAUAUUUUGGACCACUUGGGACAGCCAGGCAUCAUGUUGGUUGAUGGUGGCCAAACAUUGCCUGUGACGAUACUGGCCUCACAAAGUGUUGAAGAAAACAAAGGGUGGGAAGCACUGUGCAGCGAGAUCCUACACCAGAUAUCAGGGCAGAUGAACAAAAACGUCAGGGCAUCAACUGAACCUCCUUACCACACUCCUGCUUCUCGCCCUUCCACUCAACUGGGGAUUCAACAGGCAGUCAUGGGGCCCACGGCUCUCUGUGUGGACACUGCAGUAGCUUUGCUAAGGAUGGGGAGGGCCCCACUCCCUUCUUGGAAGAUGCCUGACCCUUUAGCAGUGUCUCAGGUUGAAGACAGGAGACUUACAGUCUCCAGUUCAUCAAGUAUCCAUGAUCAAGAAGCAGUCUCCACAGAGCUGGCUUUGUUCAUCAAUGAGCUCAACCUUACCACUAGCAGUUCUCUGGGAGGCAUGCCAAUGAAUCCCCCCAAAAUCAUUCCACCAUUCACUCGGUCUGCCACUUCAUCUUACUUGACAGAAUUUGACACUGUGGCCACAACCCGAAUUGCACCCAGCAUCCAGUCCAACUCAGCUAGGCCCACUGCCACUCCUAGCUCCACUUUGUGGCUUCAAAGUGUCACAUUAUCAGACCAGGCCAGUGCCUAUGCUGAUCCAGAACCUAGAGUGUCAACCCAACGUCAUUGUUGUGGGGACAAGUCCAUGAUUGCAAACCUGGAAUGGUUGACAUCAUCUUCAUUGAGUAGAGUACCUGACACUCAGGGGGUUGCCACAUGGGCAGGAAAUUUGGGGCCCAAUGAAGUUGAAGUUAUUGUUCUCAUUCGCAACUAA
Messenger RNA from Cantharellus anzutake, 1065 nucleotides. RefSeq lists its product as uncharacterized. Bases 1 to 1065 code for a protein of 354 amino acids. The record is from RefSeq and is a predicted model, not a curated record. NCBI's taxonomy places the organism in Eukaryota, Fungi, Basidiomycota, Agaricomycetes, Cantharellales, Hydnaceae. The transcript has 7 exons.